CUGACGUCUUGCCACUGUCAGAUGCGAUGCUCCCUCCGCUCGCAGCCUCGCAGAAAAGGAAUAAUGUUGUCAUAUUUUUCUUCUUUAUUCAACCAUGACAGCGGGAGAGAGCACAAUGGCGACCUCAACCUCUUGCGGAGAAGCAGCUGAGCUCCUCUCCCCUCACAACGUCAGGGGCCUCCUCGACUCCGUAGAUGCUUUCCUCUUUGACUGCGAUGGUGUGAUCUGGAAAGGAGACACUCUCAUCGAUGGCGUUUCUCAGACGCUCGACUUGCUUCGUUCAAAGGGGAAGAAGCUGGUUUUCGUUACGAAUAAUUCGACCAAGUCGAGAAGGCAGUAUUCCAAGAAGUUCCAUUCUUUAGGAAUUUCGGUUAGUGAGGAUGAGAUUUUCUCCUCAUCCUUCGCUGCAGCUAUGUACUUGAAAGUUAGUAACUUCCCGCAGGAUAAGAAGGUUUACGUGAUAGGAGGGGAAGGCAUACUGGAAGAGCUACAGCUUGCCGGAUAUACCAGUCUUGGUGGCCCUGAAGAUGGAAAAAAGUUGGUGGACCUGCAAGCAAAUUCCCUGUUUGAUGAUAAAAUUGUUGGAGCAGUUGUGGUUGGGCUAGACCCAUACAUCAACUACUACAAGCUUCAGUAUGGAACUCUAUGCAUCCGCGAGAAUCCCCAGUGUCUUUUCAUUGCCACAAACCGUGAUGCAGUUGGACAUAUGACCUCUUCACAGGAAUGGCCAGGUGCAGGGUGUAUGGUUGCUGCUGUCUGUGGUUCAACCGAAAGGCAGCCUAUUGUUGUUGGGAAGCCUUCAACCUUUAUGAUGGAUUUUUUGCUACAAAAAAGCACUUGCCGUUGCAUCUGUAGGUGGUUGAUGAGCACGCGAAACAUCUCCCAAUGUAGGGGUAUUGGCAUUACCAUUGGCAGAUUCAUUUGGGUUUGAAUGAUUAA
Punica granatum (pomegranate) is the source of this 939-nucleotide messenger RNA. The record is from RefSeq and is a predicted model, not a curated record. Lineage: Eukaryota; Viridiplantae; Streptophyta; Magnoliopsida; Myrtales; Lythraceae.